Lontra canadensis (Northern American river otter) is the source of this 1431-nucleotide messenger RNA. RefSeq names its product tachykinin receptor 3 (gene TACR3). Gene Ontology annotation, molecular function: tachykinin receptor activity. The transcript has 5 exons. NCBI's taxonomy places the organism in Eukaryota, Metazoa, Chordata, Mammalia, Carnivora, Mustelidae. Gene Ontology annotation, cellular component: sperm midpiece; plasma membrane. The coding region runs from base 13 to 1410 and encodes 465 amino acids. Gene Ontology annotation, biological process: positive regulation of flagellated sperm motility; G protein-coupled receptor signaling pathway. The record is from RefSeq and is a predicted model, not a curated record.
GCAGACGCGGCGAUGGGCUCUCUCUCCGCAGCCGCGAACUGGACCGACGGUGCGGGCAUGGCCAGCGCGAACGCCGGGAACCUGAGUGCGGCGCUCGCCGCAGGAGUGGCGGCAGGGGCGACUGAGACUGAGUGGCUGCACCUCCUAGUCCAAGCCGGCAACCUCUCCGCCUCCUCCUCCGAGCAGAGACUGCCCGCAGCCUCCCCGGAGCCUACGCAGCCCCGAGCCAACCUCACCAACCAGUUCGUGCAGCCGUCCUGGCGCAUCGCCCUCUGGUCCCUGGCAUACGGCGUGGUGGUGGCCGUGGCGGUCUUCGGGAAUCUCAUCGUCAUCUGGAUCAUCCUGGCCCACAAGCGCAUGAGGACUGUCACCAACUACUUCCUCGUGAACCUGGCUUUCUCUGACGCCUCCAUGGCUGCCUUCAACACCUUAGUCAACUUCAUCUAUGCGCUUCACAGCGAGUGGUACUUCGGUGCCAACUACUGUCGCUUCCAGAACUUCUUUCCUAUCACGGCAGUGUUCGCCAGCAUCUACUCUAUGACGGCCAUUGCGGUGGACAGGUAUAUGGCCAUUAUUGAUCCCUUGAAACCCAGACUGUCUGCCACAGCAACCAAGAUCGUCAUUGGAAGUAUUUGGAUUCUAGCAUUCCUACUUGCCUUCCCUCAGUGUCUUUACGCCAAAAUUAAAGUCAUGCCAGGCCGUACUCUUUGCUAUGUGCAAUGGCCAGAAGGUCCCAAACAACAUUUCAUUUACCAUAUUAUUGUCAUUAUACUGGUGUACUGCUUUCCAUUGCUCGUCAUGGGUGUCACAUACACCAUUGUUGGAAUUACUCUCUGGGGAGGAGAGAUCCCAGGAGAUACCUGUGACAAAUAUCAUGAGCAGCUAAAGGCUAAAAGAAAGGUUGUAAAAAUGAUGAUAAUUGUUGUGGUGACAUUUGCCAUCUGCUGGCUGCCUUAUCAUAUUUACUUCAUCCUCACUGCAGUCUAUCAACAGCUAAAUAGGUGGAAAUACAUCCAGCAGGUCUACCUGGCCAGCUUUUGGCUGGCAAUGAGCUCGACCAUGUACAACCCCAUCAUCUACUGCUGUCUGAAUAAAAGAUUUCGAGCUGGCUUCAAAAGAGCCUUCCGCUGGUGUCCUUUCAUUGAGGUUUCUAGCUAUGAGGAGCUGGAGCUCAAGACCACCAGGUUUCUCCCCACCCAGCAAAGCAGCCUGUACACGGUGACCAGGAUGGAGUCCAUGACAGUGGAGUUUGAGCCCAGCGAGGCAGACAACACCAAAUCCAGCCGGAAGAAGAGAGCUACUCCAAGAGAUCCGAGCUUCAGUGGUUGCUCCCACAGGAAUUCCAAAUCUGCCUCCACCACAUCAAGUUUCAUAAAUUCACCCUAUACCUCUGUGGAUGAAUAUUCCUAAAUUCAUUUCAUAAACAAGCAG